Molecule: messenger RNA, 2892 nt
Organism: Cricetulus griseus (Chinese hamster)
Lineage: Eukaryota; Metazoa; Chordata; Mammalia; Rodentia; Cricetidae
Source: RefSeq, a predicted model, not a curated record
AUGGAUUCUACCACGGCGACGGCUGAGCUGGGCUGGAUGGUGCAUCCCCCAUCAGGGUGGGAAGAGGUGAGCGGCUACGAUGAGAACAUGAACACUAUCCGCACCUACCAGGUGUGUAAUGUCUUUGAGUCAAGCCAGAACAACUGGCUGCGGACCAAAUUCAUCCGGCGCCGUGGUGCCCACCGCAUCCACGUGGAGAUGAAGUUCUCAGUGCGGGACUGUAGCAGCAUUCCCAGCGUGCCGGGCUCCUGCAAGGAGACCUUCAACCUCUACUACUAUGAGGCUGACUUUGACUUAGCUACCAAGACCUUCCCCAACUGGAUGGAGAACCCAUGGGUGAAGGUAGACACCAUUGCAGCAGAUGAAAGCUUCUCCCAAGUGGACCUGGGUGGCCGCGUCAUGAAAAUCAACACCGAGGUGCGAAGCUUUGGUCCCGUGUCCCGCAACGGCUUCUACCUGGCCUUCCAGGACUACGGUGGCUGUAUGUCCCUCAUUGCUGUGCGUGUAUUCUACCGAAAGUGCCCCAGAGUCAUCCAGAACGGUGCCAUCUUCCAGGAGACACUGUCAGGGGCUGAGAGCACUUCCCUGGUGGCUGCUCGGGGCAGCUGCAUCCCCAAUGCUGAAGAAGUGGACGUGCCCAUCAAACUCUACUGUAAUGGAGAUGGCGAAUGGCUGGUGCCCAUCGGUCGCUGCAUGUGCAAGGCAGGCUUCGAAGCUGUGGAGAAUGGCACCGUCUGCAGAGGUUGUCCAUCAGGAACCUUCAAGGCCAACCAGGGGGAUGAGGCCUGUACCCACUGUCCUAUCAACAGCCGAACCACCUCCGAGGGCGCCACCAACUGUGUAUGCCGCAACGGCUACUACAGGGCUGACCUGGACCCCGUAGACAUGCCUUGCACAACCAUCCCCUCUGCGCCCCAGGCUGUGAUCUCCAGCGUCAACGAGACGUCCCUCAUGCUGGAGUGGACCCCACCGCGAGACUCAGGGGGCCGUGAGGACCUUGUCUACAACAUCAUCUGCAAGAGCUGUGGCUCGGGCCGGGGUGCCUGCACCCGCUGUGGGGACAACGUGCAGUAUGCGCCCCGCCAGCUGGGCCUGACCGAGCCACGCAUCUACAUCAGUGACCUGCUGGCACACACGCAGUACACCUUCGAGAUCCAGGCUGUAAAUGGGGUCACUGACCAGAGCCCUUUCUCACCCCAAUUCGCCUCCGUGAACAUCACCACCAACCAAGCAGCACCAUCGGCCGUGUCUAUCAUGCAUCAGGUGAGCCGCACCGUGGACAGCAUCACCCUGUCAUGGUCCCAGCCAGACCAGCCCAAUGGUGUGAUUCUGGACUACGAACUACAGUAUUAUGAGAAGGAGCUCAGUGAGUACAACGCCACAGCCAUAAAAAGCCCCACCAACACGGUCACAGUGCAGGGCCUCAAAGCCGGCGCCAUCUAUGUCUUCCAGGUGCGGGCACGCACCGUUGCAGGCUAUGGGCGCUACAGUGGCAAGAUGUACUUCCAAACCAUGACAGAAGCCGAGUACCAGACCAGCAUCAAGGAAAAGCUGCCUCUCAUCGUUGGCUCCUCCGCUGCUGGCUUAGUCUUCCUCAUCGCCGUGGUCGUCAUUGCCAUCGUAUGUACCAGACGGGGGUUUGAGCGUGCCGACUCAGAGUACACCGACAAGCUGCAGCACUACACCAGUGGCCACAUGACCCCAGGCAUGAAGAUCUAUAUUGACCCUUUCACCUAUGAAGACCCUAAUGAGGCAGUGCGGGAGUUUGCCAAGGAAAUUGACAUCUCCUGUGUCAAGAUUGAGCAGGUGAUUGGAGCAGGGGAGUUUGGUGAGGUCUGCAGUGGCCAUUUGAAGCUGCCAGGCAAGAGAGAGAUCUUUGUAGCUAUCAAGACCCUCAAGUCAGGCUACACGGAGAAGCAGCGCCGGGACUUCCUGAGUGAGGCAUCCAUCAUGGGCCAGUUCGACCACCCCAACGUCAUCCAUCUGGAAGGGGUUGUCACCAAGAGCACGCCUGUCAUGAUCAUCACUGAGUUCAUGGAGAACGGUUCCCUGGACUCCUUCCUCCGGCAAAAUGAUGGGCAGUUCACAGUCAUCCAGCUGGUGGGCAUGCUUCGGGGCAUCGCAGCUGGCAUGAAGUACCUGGCAGACAUGAACUAUGUACACCGGGACCUCGCCGCACGCAACAUCCUCGUCAACAGCAACCUGGUUUGCAAGGUGUCUGACUUCGGGCUCUCACGCUUCCUGGAGGACGACACCUCUGACCCCACCUAUACCAGUGCUCUGGGUGGGAAGAUCCCCAUCCGCUGGACAGCACCGGAAGCCAUCCAGUACCGGAAGUUCACCUCAGCCAGCGAUGUGUGGAGCUAUGGCAUUGUUAUGUGGGAGGUGAUGUCCUACGGGGAACGGCCCUACUGGGACAUGACCAACCAGGACGUAAUCAAUGCUAUUGAACAGGACUACCGGCUACCUCCGCCCAUGGACUGCCCGAGCGCCCUACACCAGCUCAUGCUGGACUGCUGGCAGAAGGACCGCAACCAUCGGCCCAAGUUCGGACAAAUUGUCAACACACUGGACAAGAUGAUCCGAAACCCCAACAGCCUCAAAGCCAUGGCACCACUAUCCUCUGGCAUCAACCUGCCUCUGCUGGACCGAACCAUCCCUGACUACACCAGCUUUAACACGGUGGAUGAGUGGCUGGAAGCCAUCAAGAUGGGCCAGUACAAGGAGAGCUUCGCCAACGCAGGCUUCACCUCCUUUGACGCUGUGUCUCAGAUGAUGAUGGAGGACAUUCUCCGGGUUGGGGUCACCCUAGCUGGCCACCAGAAAAAAAUCCUGAACAGUAUCCAGGUGAUGCGGGCCCAGAUGAACCAGAUCCAGUCUGUGGAGGUUUGA